GUUGUCGUGGAGCUAUUGUGGUGGCGGAGGCCCGCUCAGCAGAAGAACCACUACUGACCCGCCGCUGUGUCAUCAUGAAGGUGCAGGACUUCACCACAGAGAAAUACAUGGAGGCCCAGAGACAGAAGGCUGCUGCUGUUCUGAUUUUACUGCCCCAAAACAUUUCCAGCAUCCCUCAUGAAAAAAUACAGUCCUUCAUGGUGGGUGAGAGUGAAGCCUUACAGAAGGAAAGCCUGAUUCCUGUGUARGUAGCACCAGAGGAUGAGCAGUUACUUUACAUGUACGAAGAAGUGAAACAAGCUGCAGCCACUCGGACCUUAUCCAUAUUUGUCAGAGUACUCCGAAGUAUGGUUACAGCUACGGCCUUUCAGAUGUUGGUGAGCAKCAACGCUCCGGUUAAGGCCAUCUCUGACACUACUAUGGUCACACUGGAGGGAGUUCUGCCUGGAGCCGGAGAGGAUGUACCCACCAUCGUCAUCACAGCUCACUAUGACUCAUACGGUCUGGCUCCGUGGCUAUCAUACGGUGCAGACUCUAACGGCAGCGGGGUCACCAUCCUGCUGGAGCUGGCGCGUCUCUUCCAGAAACUUUAUAGCAGCUCCAGCACCAGACCACGAUACAAUUUAUUGUUUUCCCUAACUGGAGGAGGGAAAUUUAACUUCCUCGGCACAAAGAGGUGGAUUGAGGAGAAUCUUGAUCACGCAGAGUCCAGCCUGCUUCAUGACAACGUGGCAUUUGUUCUGUGUUUGGACACACUGGCCAACGGCGACGAGCUGUACGCGCACGUGUCCCGCCCACCUAAGCCUGACACCCCCCUGCUCUCCUUCAUUCAACAGCUGGAGGAGGUAGUUUCCUCCAGAUUUCCCUGGGUGAAGGUGGGAUUGGUUCACAAGAAGAUCAAUCUCYUAGAAUCCACUGUAGCUUGGGAACAUGAACGCUACAGUCUUCGAAGGAUCCUGGGAUUUACGCUGUCUCAUCUGGAAGAUCCCAAAUCAGGGCUCCGUGGCUCUGUGCUGGACACAGUAUCCCAAGUGGAUUUUAGAAAACUUAAACGAAAUGGAAUCAUCAUAGCAGAAGCCCUGGCACGAUACAUGUACAACCUUUCUGACAAAGGUUCUCCAAAGGAUGUGCAGGUUUUUAGGGGUCAUUUGGAUUUUCAUGACAGCCGUAUGUCCAGCAUAAUGUCCUUUUUGACCUCCGUCCCUCGGGCUGCCCAGCUGCUGGACAAAGAACCGAAUCAGAUCCUUCUGGUCAACUCACUGGAGCAGGAGUUUAGACGUUACCUGCAGCAGGUCCACAGACACUCCUUCCGACAGGACAAAAGGGAGCCAGAUGUCACCUUUUAUGAUCAAAUGAACCAACCGAUAGUGAUGUACAGGGUGAAGCCAGCAGCGUUUGAUCUCUUCCUGGGUGGRUGCAUCGCUGCGUAUUUGGGGAUUGUUUAUUAUGCAAUUCAGAAUUUUGGGUGUCUGUACGCACAACUGAAAGCAGCAGUGAAGUCCAAGCAGAAGUAAACGCUUUAAGCGUACAAAUACUGAAGCUAUGGCAGCUUUGAGGUCUGCUGGGCACAUUUUGGCCCUUUCCUUCACCGACUGUACUGCCAACACACAUAAAUCUCCUUGUGUGCAAACCAUUUGAAUUGUGCAUUUUAAGGUUUUUAGUCAUGCUUUUUUUUUCUUUCUCAGAAAAACUUCUCUGUAAUGUAAAAUAAACUUAAAAACAAAAAAGA
Messenger RNA from Austrofundulus limnaeus, 1729 nucleotides. Its product is annotated as nicalin-1. The record is from RefSeq and is a predicted model, not a curated record. Gene Ontology annotation, cellular component: membrane. Gene Ontology annotation, biological process: regulation of signal transduction. Lineage: Eukaryota; Metazoa; Chordata; Actinopteri; Cyprinodontiformes; Rivulidae.